AUGAGCUUUUGUUAUGACAUGGUACUUGUCUAUGGUUGCGUACGUGGAUGGCAAAGACCUGAAUUCAUUCAAAGGAUCAAGAGAUUCAUUCCAAGAGACUUGGUUCAUACCAAGCUUGGUAUUGCUUUUAAUGAUGAUUUUGAUUUUGAAAAACAGAGAAAGAAAUGGAGACCAAUAAAAUUUGAUGACGAUGAAAUUUAUGAGGAGCUCUUGGAGAAGGGGCAACAGAAUCAUCUAUUAGAACUAUUGAACAUUGAUUCAAAGAAAUUCAUGUUCGUCUACGACGCCGGUGAUAAGGAACUCCAUUUAAUCCUUAGAAGGAUUCACAUUGAAAUGUGGAAGAAAAUUAAUUUUGAUUUUAAGGAUGGAAAUGUUUUGUACAAUGAGUUUGCUGACGAUGACGGAAAAUCAUUUUACCGUUCGGUGGAUGCACCAACUCUUGAAGAAAUUGAACUGCUUCGAAAAUACUCUGAGAAACUGGGUAAAGAGAGUAUUUCUUCUUACAUGUGUCUUCGUUACGAAAAUUAA
Molecule: messenger RNA, 528 nt
Organism: Naegleria lovaniensis
Lineage: Eukaryota; Heterolobosea; Eutetramitea; Acrasida; Naegleriidae
Exons: 1
Coding region: 1-528 (175 amino acids)
Source: RefSeq, a predicted model, not a curated record